AAUCUGUCAUUCUAAUCCCCACCCAAAACCCCCUUCGUUUCGCUCUUCUUCUGCUCCCUCUGUCUGUCCGUCUCUCUCUCUCUCUCUCUCUCUCUCUCGAAGUCCCCAACAAUGGCGACUCGUUCGCUGCUCCUCUCUCUGCUCCUCUCCUUCCUCCUCCUCCUCCUCCUCCUCCUCCUCGCCUCCCCGUGCCUCUCCGCCUCCCGCGGCUCGUUCCUCAAGCUCCCCCUCCUCCACCGCCCCUCUCCCCCCCGGUCCCUCUUCCGCCGCGGCCGCUCCGCCGAGUCCCCCGUCACCUCCGGCGCCCCCUUCGGCGCCGGCCAGUACUUCGUCGCCCUCCACCUCGGCACCCCUCCCCAGCCCCUCCUCCUCGUCGCCGACACGGGCAGCGACCUCGUCUGGGCCCGCUGCUCCGCCUGCGGCGUCGGCGGCGGCUGCUCCCGCCGGGCCCCCGGCUCCGCCUUCCUCGCCCGCCGCUCCUCCUCCUUCCGCCCCCACCACUGCUACUCCGCGUCCUGCCGCCUCGUCCCCCGCCCCUCCCCCGCGCGCUGCAACCGCACGCGCCUCCACAGCGCGUGCCGCUACGAGUACACCUACUCCGACGGCUCCCUGUCGAGCGGCUUCUUCUCCAGGGAGACCGUCACCCUGAACACGACGAGCGCCGAGGCCAAGACGGCGGCGAGGCUCGAGGGGCUCGCCUUCGGCUGCGGGUUCCGGGCGUCGGGUCCGAGUGUGACCGGGUUGAGCUUCAAUGGGUCCCAGGGGGUCAUGGGCCUGGGCCGUGGGCCCAUCUCGUUCUCCUCCCAGCUCGGCCGCCGCUUCGGCAGCAACAAGUUCUCCUACUGCCUCAUGGACUACACUCUCUCUCCUCCGCCUACCAGCUACCUCAUCAUCGGCGACGGCCCCGGAGAAGACAACGCCGCCCCCUCCUCCACCCUCGCGUUCACUCCGCUGCUUGCCAACCCCCUCGCGCCCACGUUCUACUACGUGGGCAUCAAGCGCGUGCACGUCGACGGCGAACGGCUGCCCAUCGACCCCUCCGUCUGGUCCCUCGACGAGCUCGGCAACGGCGGCACCAUCGUCGACUCCGGCACGACCCUCACGUUCCUGGCGGAGCCGGGGUACCGCCUGAUCCUGGCGGCGAUGAUGCGGCGCGUGGGGCUCCCGGCGGCGGGGAGUGCGCCGCCGGGAUUCGACCUGUGCGUGAACGUGACGGGGGUCCGGCGGCCGAGGCUGCCGAGGCUGAGCCUCGUGAUGGAGGGGGGGGCGGUGCUGGCGCCGCCGGUGAGGAACUACUUCAUAGAGGUGGCGGAGGGGGUGAGGUGCCUGGCGGUGCGGCCGGUGGAGACGGAGCGGGGCGGGCUCUCGGUGAUAGGGAACGUGAUGCAGCAGGGGUACCUGUGGGAGUUCGACGGGGACAGGUCGCGGCUCGGUUUUUCACGUCGCGGCUGCGCCGCCGCGUCGUGACUCGGGCGGGUGGGGGGGGACUGAGUUCGGGCCUCCGAGUUUCAAUGUUUUGGUGGGGUUGUGGGAUCAAACUUGCAAAAAUGAUUUCUUCGGAUUUUUUUUUCCACGUUUUUUUUUUAUUUUAUUAUCAUUUUUCGCUUUUUCUUACGAUCGGAAAAUUCACCAUUGGACCGCACUUGCGAGAUGGCAGCUUGGUUCUUUUGUAUUUUCCCUCCAAGAAAUAUGUGAAUUAGUUGUUUUCACUCA
Molecule: messenger RNA, 1713 nt
Organism: Syzygium oleosum
Lineage: Eukaryota; Viridiplantae; Streptophyta; Magnoliopsida; Myrtales; Myrtaceae
Product: aspartyl protease family protein 2
Exons: 1
Coding region: 112-1467 (451 amino acids)
Biological process (GO): proteolysis
Molecular function (GO): aspartic-type endopeptidase activity
Source: RefSeq, a predicted model, not a curated record